Cylindrotheca closterium is the source of this 309-nucleotide messenger RNA. NCBI's taxonomy places the organism in Eukaryota, Bacillariophyta, Bacillariophyceae, Bacillariales, Bacillariaceae. The record is from the annotation of a GenBank genome assembly.
AUGGCGACUGUCCGCUCUUGGCCCUUCUUGGCUCUUGGCGCGUCGCACUUUUGCAAGUUCAAUGGGAAGAAGAAAGACACGGUGGGAGCGGUGGAAAUACAACAAUCAGCUAACAUGGAGGCGGCAUCUGCCACUAAAGAUCACUUCUUAACUGGAGGGGACGAAUUGUGGCAUGGCGCUCCUGAGUUUCCACGUGAAACUUCCAGUCGCGACGCCACAUGUCCAGGCCCCAGUGCACUUGAAAAACAAGAGCUUGCCGCAAUCUUGAUGUUUGUCGCGCAACAAAAACACAACAAUACAACAGGAUGA